AUGCGAUCACAGCUUCUGUUCACCUUUCCCUAUGAACCUCAUAAGCCGUUUCCUAAAAAUAUAUGGCAAACUUGGAAAGUGGGCCUCGAUGAUAAAACCUUUCCGAAAAGGUUCCAAUACUAUCAGGAACUGUGGGACGAACAAAACCCCGGCUACAAGCACUACGUGGUACCUGAUGCGGAAGCUAAUGAGAUGAUUGCCUCAUUAUAUAAGACAGUUCCCGAUGUUGCCAGGGCGUACCUGAUCAUGCCAAAACUGAUUUUGCAAGCUGAUUUUUUUCGAUACCUUAUUCUCUACGCUCGGGGUGGAGUGUAUCUGGAUAUUGAUACAUGGGGGCUUAAACCGGUGCUGACGUGGGUGUCAGCAAACGACACUUUGAAUAACAAACCGAGUAAUCCCGGUGUAGUGGUGGGGAUUGAAGCUGAUCCCGAUAGACCGGAUUGGAACGAUUGGUAUGCUAGGCGAAUUCAGUUUUGUCAAUGGACAAUUCAAGCGAAGCCGGGGCACCCUUUGCUUCGUGAGCUCAUCGCUCGUAUAACUGAGCUCACCCUUGAGCGUGACGCCAAUGGCAAAUUGAGCGAAACGCUAGGGAAGGAUGAGCUGGGCGAUAUAAUGGAUUGGACGGGCCCUGGAAUUUUUACCGAUUAUGUGUUCAAAUAUUUGAACAAUAUCUUGCAACCUCUGGCCAACUUUGAAAGCAAGAACUACGAGAAAGUGAUUGACUGGGAAUUUUUUACUGGCAUUCAAAGCCCAAUGUUGAUCGACGAUGUCAUGGUGCUUCCAAUCACGCUGUUUUCUCCCGAUGUGGGACAGAUGGGCGCCGGCAGCCUGCAUGACGCUUUGGCCUACGUAAAACAUAUGUUUCAAGGUUCGUGGAAAACGGAUGGUACCGGUGAACAAAUUUAA
Messenger RNA from Diutina rugosa, 906 nucleotides. RefSeq names its product Och1p (gene OCH1). Lineage: Eukaryota; Fungi; Ascomycota; Pichiomycetes; Serinales; Debaryomycetaceae. The record is from RefSeq and is a predicted model, not a curated record. Gene Ontology annotation, biological process: protein N-linked glycosylation. The transcript has a single exon. Gene Ontology annotation, molecular function: alpha-1,6-mannosyltransferase activity. Bases 1 to 906 code for a protein of 301 amino acids. Gene Ontology annotation, cellular component: mannan polymerase complex.